Epinephelus lanceolatus (giant grouper) is the source of this 1002-nucleotide messenger RNA. Its product is annotated as transmembrane emp24 domain-containing protein 6-like. Lineage: Eukaryota; Metazoa; Chordata; Actinopteri; Perciformes; Serranidae. The record is from RefSeq and is a predicted model, not a curated record.
AUGUUGCUGACCACUCUGCUCGUCCUGUUGAGCUCUCAGUGCGUCUGGACCAGAAAGUCUGAACCUGUCCUGGAUGAGGCGGACGCAGGUUUCUUCAGGGGGUCGGACAGGUAUGACUUCGCUGUGGAGGUGCCUGCCGCAGGAAUGGAGUGUUUCUGGCACUUUGCUCAUCAGAGUGGAAGCUUCUACCUGACGUACAUGGUACAGUGGUUAACGGGGAUGGCGAACAAUCAUCAGUUGUUUGUGACAGUCCACUCACCGCAGGGCGCUCUCAUGGCUUCAAAGAACGAAGCCGUCGGUCAGAUGAACUUCCAAACUGAGGUGACAGGUUUUUACCGGAUGUGUCUAGGGAACCGUAACAACCAGUUCGGAGGCAUCAGGGUCUUUGUGAACUUUGGUGUCAUCUACGAAGGUUUCGAGGAGUCAAAGACCGAGAUGGAGGAGGAAGUGAAAGUCCUCAACAACACGUUGGCUGGUAUCGAGGGCAGUGUGCAGAAGCUCCAGAAUCAGAUCUUCCACAUGUGGCGUCAUUACAACUUUGCCCGCAUGAGGAAAGGGAAGGAUCACUACCUCCUCCAGUCCAACUUCAACUACGUCACUUGGUGGUCAGCCACCCAAAGCCUCGUCAUCAUCCUGGCGGGAUACCUGCAGCUCCACGUCCUCAAAAGACUCUUCCACACGGACUCCAGCAGGCCACGAUGCUGAGAGAAGAACUUCCACACCACUUCCAGGAGGCUGCUUUCACCAGCUGCCAUGACCUCUACUGUCUCACAUCAGAGUUUCAAGUUGGAAAAGAUAAAAGAUUGUGCACACUUUCUGAAGCUAGAGAACACAAACAAUUUUCCGAAAGACAUUUGUUUCCUAAAUGUUCUUUUGUGGCCUUAAAUUUGUUCAUGUAGCCACCAAGACGUCUCACAACUUAUUGUCUCCAGUUCUAGGUCAUAUCUCUCAGAUAUGUCAGACAGCUCUUUUACAAAAUGUCUUAUGAUGCCACUCAUGAAA